UAUAAGACGUCAUCACCCAGUUAUUGAUUAAUGAUUAGCAUCGGCAAUUGAGCAAGAAAGGCAUUAGCGUCCUAUUAAAAUGGCGGCUGCAGAAAUAGUAUCAAAUACUUCUAGUAUAUCAAAAAUAGAAAGUUUUUUAAAUGACCCAAGCUAUAAAGAAAUUAUUGAAAACUCAUCUACAUUUAAUUCAAGACUAUGUGCAGAAAGAAGGAUGCGGAUGCCAUUUAUCGAUACCCAAACUGGUGUUGCACAAAGCCAUUCAAAUUUAUUUAUGACAAAAAAACAGCGAAUGCCUGGAGCAAAAGAAGGACAGGUUUACACAUAUCCAUCUCAACGAUGGAGAAAAGCCCGUCGUCAAUACCUGACCAUGUCAUCAACUCGCUGGGGUUGGAUUGGUGCUGAUGCUGCUGAACAUGUUGGAGAAGGCGAAAACAGUUCUGGAAUACCAGACGGUCUUGGGGGUGACGAUAGUCGAGAUGGAUCUCAAACAGCUGCAAAAGAUGAUCCCAAGGAAUGGUUCUAUGAUGAACUAGCCAUGGAAGAGAUGGAAACAGGUGAAGAGCCUGAAGCAGAAUCAGAUGAGGAUUACUAUGAUGACACAUAUGCAAAUAGACGUAAGCGUCGUGGAGGUGUUACGCCAAGUGGACCAGGCUCCAGGGGUGGACGUACACGCAAAUCUCAGCCUGAGGAAGGAACGCCUAAGCGAGGACGCGCUGGUCGAGGUCGCAAACGAGCAGGUCAAGGUACGCUCCCAUAUGAAGUACCUGGUGAUGCUGAGAAACCCUUCGGCUGCGAACUGUGCGGUGCGAAAUACAAAACUCGUCCCGGUCUGACAUACCACUUUACGCACACACACAAGGAGCCAAGCGGCGGCGCAGGCGCAGCCGGCAGUGACAAUGACUCACGUGACAGUCGGCCAGCCAAUUCGCCAGCUCCUAACCAACCUGCCACAGAGUAUCAGGACAGCUAUGUCACGUUUCUGAAUAAUCCUGCUGGAGCUCCUUCAACUGUGUCAGCUCCUACGCCCCCCGCACGUCGCCCGUCCCCCCCGCCGCGGCCCGCCUCAGCCGAUACGUCAUCAUCGGACUCUGCGCAUGCGCCUCUGGUUCCACCUCAGCCUGCAGGGCCCACCGCCGGCGGAAGCACUGUCCGUGAAAGCAAGAAGGGCCCUGAUGGAAAGCCAUCACCAUCCCCAUAUUGUGACUUCUGUCUUGGCGACGACCGUGAGAACAAAAAGACCGGCAUUCCCGAAGAGCUGGUCUCUUGUUCCGACUGCGGCCGAUCAGGUCACCCCACAUGCCUGCAGUUUACAAAGAACAUGAUGGUUUCGAUGCGCAAAUACCGCUGGCAGUGCAUCGAAUGCAAGUGCUGUUCGGUCUGUGGGAACAGCGAUAACGAUGACCAACUAUUAUUCUGCGACGACUGUGAUCGCGGUUACCACAUGUACUGCUUGGCGCCGCCUCUCGAAACCCCACCAGAAGGAUCGUGGUCAUGCGCGCUUUGUAUUAAGGAGUUCCAUCUGAAGGAGUGAGGUCGAUAAUGCAACAAAUACUUAUACGUAAAACGCAGUGAGGGCGCAACGCCAUUUUGUAUGAGUCAGAUGUAUAAACUAUGUUGCCAUAGAUAAUGUAGAUUGUAGAGUUAGACUGGGCCGAGUGCGGUUAGUCUGUGGUCCAAUUCAUUGUAUUAACAGAGUUCAUUUUACAAUAUUAUUUUAAUUAAUUAAACAUAUGUUAAUGACAAUUUUAAAAUCAUGUUUUAAUUUACUAGCUUUUACAUAUUGUAACUGGCUUAUGUAUAUUAAUAUAUCUUAUCAGCUGGACACAGUUAAUACAAUUGGGGUCAUAAAGCUAAAACGGUAUUUCUACAAUUUUUAACUAAAACAUUGUCUCUUUUUAAAAUACAAUUUUACCUAAAGAGAUAAAUGUUUCAAAACAAUGCUAUAAGACUGAUUUAGCUUAUUUAUUAUGUUGUAGGCAUCUGUUGUAAUAAAUCAUGUUUUGUACGAAAUUUUGUUGGACCACAGAUUAAAUUGUACAUUUUAUGCUUUUGUACAUAUCGCCAUUUUAGUUAGAAUUUUUUCCGAUAAAUGUAAAAGUUUAUUGACCGAACAAAAAUUUAUUUAUACCACAAAUACUUAUAGAUACGAACUGUGUAUAAAAUUAUGAAUUCAAAUCAUAAUAAAAAGCUGUAGGUUCCAAUAUACGACCGGUUUUAAACCACUUAAAAAUCAAGUUUUAGAUGAUUGACGCGGUCAUUAUCGACGCAACUAGUAAAAUGUCAAGGUCAAACCUCUGAUUAUUUAAGAGCCCGCUUGUCUAUGAUUUAGAAAUCGAAUGAUAGCUUCAUUUAAUUUACUAAGGGGCCGUUCAAGUAUUACGUAAACAGACUUACUACAAUUUGUGCCCCCCCCCCCCCCAUUCUCCUGUCAACAAAAGUCGAAAAUGCAUUUCCUUUUCAAGCAUAGACAAUGUGUCGGUAAUAUGUGUAAAUAAUUACUCUUGACGUAUUUACCAAAUUCCUUUCCCACCCCCCUUCUCCCCCUUGCUUACGUAAUACUUGAAAGACUGAAGUUUUUUUUUAAAUUUAACAGCGUUUAAAUAUCGAUUGAAAUAAAAUUUCCGCGAAAACGCGCGGUGUCACCAAUUGUCAUCGAUGUUUGUUUUUCUUUUCUUUUUUUUUUAUUCAUCAACUGACUAACCGUCGCCUUAAAAUGUUAAUAAUUGAUAUAAAAAUUGUGAAUUUCCAAAGUCGAUAUAAACAUUUCGUAUAAGAUAAACGUAAUUUUGAAGAGUCAUAUAAUAUAUAAGACACUCGGCCUAAUACUUACAGUUGAUACACAUAGCAUUUCUACCUCUACCGGUGCUUGCUUUAGCUACUUUUUUUCUAUAGCAGGCUUGUAUUUUUCAACGGAAUUUGUUGAGCCACGGUGGAAUAGUACCAUAAAAUUAUGUACGCGUAACGCCUUUAAAAAAAAACAUUCCUUGGAAAAAUCUAUAAUGAUCAUAUAUUAUCAUUAAGCUAAAAAAAUAUUUGUUUUGUAGUAUUUUUUUUUUGUUGUCAUUUUUUAUUUUGGUCAUUAAUGCUCAUUAGAGACACAUUGGCUUUUAAGUGUUAUAUUGAAUGGUUAACAUGAAUAUCGGUUCGGAUGAUGUUGACCCCAGUACAUGUCUUCUAAUUUUUAAACCCGUACGUAGAGAGUACAGUAUUUUUUUAAAGUGUAAUUUUGUCUGCGGUUUAGUUGGGAUUUUUUUUAUUAAUUCUUUCAACUGUAUACCGUUCUCUGUUGCGUGUGAAUUGUAAUUCUCAUUUAUUCUGAUAAAAUGCUGAGUUGUAUUUUGCGCGAAUGUGUGAUCUUUUUUCAGAUUCUUGUAAACUUAAAGUACCAUUUAUGGUUUCCUUUCUUGAAAGGUGUUGUAGAUAUUGGUAAGACGGCUCUGUGAUCGAACCAGGUGGUUGUGAAUUAGCAUGGAUUUAUAUUUUUUUUAGCUUUUUAGCGUAGAAGUAUCCGAAUUUUUGCUUUAAUCUACGAACAAUUCCAGAUUUUUUUUGAAAUUUUUAUAAUUUGUAGAUUUUAAUGCUUUAUCUGAUACAUUGGUAGAGGAAUAGUUGCUUAUAAUGUUUUUAUUUUAUUGUAAAAUUGGAAGCCAUUUUUUUCGAUUGUAACUCUACUAGGUGUAACAGAAAAAGCGCAAAUGCCGGCUCUAAUUUUAAUAAUGUAUAGAGUUAAAUGUAAAAUAAGAUUUCCAGAACUUAAGUGUGUUGACGUAAAUAAAGCACUUUGACGUA
Pieris rapae (cabbage white) is the source of this 3789-nucleotide messenger RNA. RefSeq names its product zinc finger protein ubi-d4 (gene d4). Gene Ontology annotation, biological process: nervous system development. Gene Ontology annotation, cellular component: nucleus; nBAF complex. The coding region runs from base 80 to 1531 and encodes 483 amino acids. The transcript is spliced from 12 exons. The record is from RefSeq and is a predicted model, not a curated record. Lineage: Eukaryota; Metazoa; Arthropoda; Insecta; Lepidoptera; Pieridae.